Messenger RNA from Fukomys damarensis (Damara mole-rat), 3693 nucleotides. It is a transcript of the gene Map7d2, whose product is annotated as MAP7 domain containing 2. The coding region runs from base 54 to 2504 and encodes 816 amino acids. The record is from RefSeq and is a predicted model, not a curated record. Gene Ontology annotation, biological process: microtubule cytoskeleton organization. The transcript is spliced from 18 exons. NCBI's taxonomy places the organism in Eukaryota, Metazoa, Chordata, Mammalia, Rodentia, Bathyergidae. Gene Ontology annotation, cellular component: microtubule cytoskeleton.
UGGCCGAGUUGAGCGCCGUGCGGACCUCGCCACUUAACCACCGUCCUUCUGGCAUGGAUGGAUUUUUAAAAUCGGAUGAGAGGCAAAGACUAGCCAAAGAGAGACGAGAAGAAAGAGAAAAAUGUCUGGCUGCCAGGGAACAGCAGAUCCUGGAGAAACAGAGAAGAGCCAAGCUCCAGUAUGAAAAGCAAAUUGAGGAGCGAUGGCGAAAACUGGAGGAACAGCGGCAGCGGGAGGACCAGAAGAGGGCUGCUGUGGAAGAGAAGAGGAAGCAGAAACUCCGGGAGGAGGAGGAGCGGCUGGAAGCAAUGAUGCGCAGGUCCCUGGAGCGCUCGCAGCAGCUGGAGCUGAAGAAGAAGUGUUCCUGGGGAGCAUCACUGCCUGCGGGGCCCGGAGGACGUGAUGGUGAAUCAGAAAAUACCCCACCCCUUCUAGGUUUAGCAGCUACCACCCUCCCUCCGGACGCAGGGACCACUUCCGCCGCUGCUGAGUCCACCAACGCAUGUGACACACUUUCAACAUCAACUAUGAAUUUGCCAAAGCAGCUGGAGCCUCCUAUGAGUAAACGCCUGUCUUCAUCUACUGUGGCAAUAUCCUAUUCCCCAGACCGAGCUCAUCACACACACCUUAGUCCCAUGGAAAGCUUUCUUGUUAUGCGACUGUUGACACCCACACAGGCUUCUUUAGCCAGAAGCAGAACUACAUUCAUUCUCUCUGAGCAGGCCAGUGACUCAGUAUUCUAUGCCUGUCUUCAUGUAGCUCCCGCUGGCCCCCUUAAAUCUUCAUUCAAGUCUUCUCCCACCCGAACCAUUGAGAGGAAGAAGACUGCACUUACAUCUGGUGUAGGAGAUGCUGGGAAAGGAGCCCCUGCAGGAGCAGAGGCCUCUCCGACAGAGAAAAUGAAGAGGGGGCAACGAGUGACAACUUUGGUUCCCACUGGGGGCCUUGGGUCCCCACUGAGAAGAUGCGAGGUUCCCGGAGGCAUUCCUAAGAGGUCAUCUUCUCCUGUGAUAUCCAGAACAACUUCAAAAACAUAUCCACAGUCUCCAAAGACUGUGAAGCCACCAUACCAAGGAUCUCCUGUGAAGUACCGCUUUCCCCCCAAUCCCAGCCAAGAGACACUCAAGAAGAAAGCAGAGAAAGAGAAGAGUAAUAAGGAAAGGGAAAAUGCUUCCGGUCUUCAGGCUGCUGGCCCACCUGGAGAGGAAAUCCCAGAGAAGCAUGUGACAGACAAGCAGGCCACAGAGAAGCAUGUGGUGGCCAAGCAGGCCACUGAGAAGAAUGAGGCAGACAAACAUGCUACUGAGAAGCAUGUGGUGGCCAAGCAGGCCACCGAGAAGCAUGAGGCAGACAAGCAGGCCACCGAGAAGCACAAGGCAGACAAACAUGCUACCGAGAAGCAUGAGGCAGACAAGCAGGCCACUGAGAAGCACAUGGUGGACAAGCACACCACAGAGAAGCAUGCUACCAUAGGAGGGAGGGCCGAGAGCAGUACAGCUUUGGGGAAGCCCACAGCAGGCACCACGGAUGCAGGAGAGGCUGCAAAGAUCCUGGCUGAAAAGAGACGACAGGCUCGGCUGCAGAAAGAACAGGAGGAACAAGAACGCCUGGAGAAAGAAGAACAGGAGAGGCGGGAGAAAGAGGAAUUGAAAAGAACGGCAGAGGAGGAAAGGCAGCACCUAGAAGCAGCAGCCCGUAAGCAAGAAGAGGAACAGAAGUGCCACGAAGAGGAAGCAAAAAGAAAGGCAGGAGAGGAGGCCAAGCAAAAGGCUGAGGAGGAGCUGUUGUUGAAAGAAAAGCAAGAAAAAGCCAUGAUUGAAAAGCAGAAAGAAGCAGCAGAAGCAAAGGCCCAGGAGGCAGCUAAACAGAUGCGUCUAGAAAGAGAACAAAUCAUGCUGCAGAUUGAGCAGGAGCGACUGGAGAGGAAGAAGAGAAUAGAUGAAAUCAUGAAGAGAACAAGGAAGAGUGAUGUGUCUCCAGAAGUGAAGAAAGAAGACCCCAAAGUGGAGAUUCAGCCUGUUGUGUAUGUGGAAAAUAAGACAAAACCAGUUGUCCCCAACAAAAUAGAACUCAAAGGAUUAAACACAUGCCAGGAAAUUAAUGGCAUGGGGUGUACUGCCCCUGAAGCUAUUCCACGAGAUGUUCUCUCUAAUGGGCUUAAACCAGUUGGGGGGCUUGUUCAUCUGAGUGCCCUUGAUGGAAAAUCAAACAGUCUGGAUGAUUCAACUGAAGAAGUUCAGUCUAUGGAUGUGAGUCCUGUUUCCAAAGAAGAGCUGAUCUCCAUCCCGGAAUUUUCACCAGUGAGUGAAAUGAUUCCCGGAGUGUCUCUGGACCAAAAUGGAACUGGUAAUGCCCGAGCGCUUCAAGAUCUCUUAGACUUCACUGGUCCUCCGACAUUCCCCAAGCAAUCCAGUGAAAAUCUCAGCCUGGAUGACUGUAACAAAAACCUUAUCGAAGGAUUUAACAGUCCGGGCCAAGAAACUACUCUGAACACCUUCUGCUGACAAAUGCAACAACCUUUUAAUGAAAGGUGGUGUUCGGAGCACCCAAGGAGCUACUGGUAGCCAAAUCCCAGCUGCCGGCUCUCUGAAGAAACUUCUGUCACCCUUAACCACUGGAUAUUAGACUGGAAUGUAACUGUAUUCCUAGGUAGUAUGUCAAACACUGGCCUCUCGGUAGAAACCUUGAAACUUUCACCUUACUGGGCUUUAGCGAAGUUUCAUUUUACGGUUCUAUUUAGGAGCUUCUGCUGCUACUAAAGUAUUGCCUGUCCUUGUCUAUUAUCACAGUGACCCUCUAAGUAACCUGAGUGACGCUGCCUUGGAAGUUCGCUUUGUGGCCGGUCUCUUUAUCCUAGAGUCGGAGAUCAUAAGCACUUAGAUGUGUCCUAUAGAUAGUCUAGGCAUUUGCUCAGCUCUAGUUAAACAUGUCCUCAGCCUGGACUGCAUAGCUCCUUUCCUUUAUUUAGAAGGAGAAGAAAUUCAGGAGCUUCUUUCUCUCUGGGAUUUCUCUCUUUAAAAUAUUAUCAGGAAGUCUUUUUAUUCAAGCUUUGCCACCUGCAAAUACAUUGACCCGCAUUAUUCCUUUGGGGUUGAUCAGUUUGAUUGAGUAAUCAAUGUGUAGUGAUUUCCAUUCCCUUAUGCAUAUUCUUAUAUCCAUGGACAACUGAAUCAUGCAAAGACCUUUCUUAUUGCUCCUUCAAAUAUCCUACUGUAGUCCCUCCAAAUGAAGGGGUCUUCCUGCUGAAUGAAUGACACUGAAUGUGUCUCAUAUGCAGGUGGUUGGUUUUGGGUCUGCUCUUAUUUUUGUAUUGGAUCUUGGGGUUUUUCUUUGCCCAAUUAUAAUAAAACCAGGCACAGAUAGAAAGCAUAGUGCUCUGAAACAAGGGGGCCCAAAAUUGGUCCCCAUAUGUCACUUUAAUAGACUGUAACAUUAAAACAGAAGAUCUGAAUGGGGAAAAAUGACACUAGAAUGUUUCCUCCACACAUUUUUAUGCCAUAUAAUGCCAUGUUUUCUCAUUUCUUCUGUUGUGGUGAAAUGUGACUUUCAGAUAAAUGGCCUCUUCCUUGAACUUUUGUUUAAACUUGUAAUAAAGGAUUUAGAGAGAAGCAUAAUUCUGAGAGAUUUGCAAGUCUCAGUAGUAAUCUCAUUCAUGUGCUUUUAAAGCAGGCUACAGUUUAAGAAUUUAUUACU